UGGGGCUAUCUGCCAAUCAAAUUGGAAUGAUCAUAAUCUUAUAAAUGACGAGCUUGAUGAAGACGGUGGAUCGUACGAAGUAGAUAAUUCCGAAUCUAGUAGUGACGAUCAAGCCUGUGAGUUAAAAAAAUGUGGUGCGUGGUGUUUUUCCUGGAUGAUGACACUUACGAAGUGAUUCCGAACAUAUGGGUUUGUAGUGAGAGUAAAGAACUUACUUAUUUUCCGAACGUUGAGGGUUUUAAACUAUACGAAAUAAUUAAAAAUCGUACAAUACCUGCUAAAGAAUGGCCGAUAUAUAAAAUCAACGUUUUAGCUGAAUACGCUGAUUUCCACUAUGCACAGGUUCAAUGCGAAGAGGCGCGAUGUGGAAAUGUUAUAUCCAAUAAUGAUGAAUCCAACUCUCAACAAAUAAAUGCCGGAAAAGGGCAAAGGGUGCGCAAACCCAACAUCAAAUUAUCCGAAUAUACAAGUUUGAACACAGAUGAUGAGGAACUUGGAAUCUCAACAAGUUUUCGAAAAAUAGACCAUAAAAAGAGUGGAAGUCAAACCACGGCCGAUUUAAAACAAAACCUCACCGAGCAUGAUGCUAGUUCGAGCAAGGAUGAUGGGGAUGCUACAUUGACCAGGUUUCCAAGAAUUGACUAUAAAAGUGGCAACCUCGGUGGCAACAAACAAACAACAGGAGUAGCUAAAGUAAUAGCAAUGUGCGAUGACAAUGAGAACAAUAUUAUAUUAAAUAAUAUGGUAGAGGACAUUUCGUACAAUACAAAAAUCGUGGAUAAUAUUUCAUUGAUCGUGACGAAAUUAGAAGAAAUCACUCUGAAAAAUGAAGGUAGGUGCAGUAAAAUGUGGCUGGAACUAAAUUUCCACAAUUUAGAAUUUCAACGAAGGAUGUUUCGCCAGCAAUUUAUUAUUCAAAACAAAUUAGCUGAUUUGGAAUCGCUGAUAGUCACCCUUGUAAUGUCCUCGUUGUGAGGGAGUUGGAUUUAUUAGGAAUUACUAAUUAUUUAUUGCUAUUACUUCUUAUAACUAGGUGUUUACAUUGUCGCUGUUAGACCAAUAAUUACCGACUGCACCUUCUACAAACUGUGCAACCCACUAACAUUAUUGGGGUCAGUACUGCUUGCACAAUGUGCUUAUUUAUGCACUACACCUACCCCUUUUAUAAAAAAAAUGUCUUUUCGUUUGUUGAUUUGAUUACUAUUAAAUGAAGGGAGAAAGAAAUUGUAAAAGAAAAGACAUUUUACAAAAAUCUAUACAAAACUUAACUAAAAGAGAGACCGUAGUACCAUUUUGGAAACACUCGCAUAUUAACUUUACAGUCAAUGACAUUGUUUAUCUUAUUUCUUUCCAUUAAAAAAGUUCAGUCCUAAUUACAGCACAGCACUCAUAUUAAUCUUGUAAUGUGAACAAUAUGAAGAAAAGUACGGGUUAUUUAUAACGUAACAUUCUUUUGAGAUCUUGCUCCACUGUCGUUUGGUGUCCUGCUUAUUUUCUCCGCAAUUUCAGGACCUGGAUUCAGUUGGGUGUAGCCUGUUAUACUACUGCAGCAUUCUCAGGAGAUUGUCAUUUUGCGGUUGAGUGUUUAUUGUUUGGUGGUCCACGACUCCCAAUCGAUCACAUGCAAAAGAAAAAAUUUUAGCAACAUGCUUGAAAUUAUUACGAACUAAGAGAUAUCUAAAAUAACCAUUAUCAUACACUUAAUUACCUAAAAUGAUUAAAGCAUCUUACUUUACAUUCCUAUAUUUAUUAUUAUAGCUAGAUUAGUGCGCACUAUAUUACCUAUUCUAAAUUGUUCCUGUCACUACUUAUAAAAUUUUCGAAGCCUAUUUUUAUGCACUUUGAAGUGUUUUCCGUUAGUGUCUAUUAAUGUACAAUUUGGUUCACUCACUGACACUACACUGAAGGGUCCAUUAUAAACCGGAUCAAACUGAGUCCUUGAUUCGUUCGUUACUAAUACUAAAUCUCCAGUCCUUACAUCUAACCUAUUUGAAUUAACAUCAUAACCUAUUUUUCUAACUAAUUUACCUUUUUGCAAAUAUUUAUUGGCUCUAUUAUUUGCAAUUUGGAGUCUAUAUUUGACUUCCUUCGCGUAAGAGUCAAUAUUAUAAAGUGGAUCUAUAUGUGCAUCCAAAAAAUCGUUCGGUAAUGUUGGUUUUUUGGCAAAAACAAGUUCAAAUGGACAAUAAUUGUGAACUGUGGAUGGGGUUGUAUU
This is a messenger RNA of Photinus pyralis (common eastern firefly), 2215 nucleotides long. RefSeq lists its product as uncharacterized. The record is from RefSeq and is a predicted model, not a curated record. The transcript is spliced from 8 exons. Bases 130 to 975 code for a protein of 281 amino acids. Lineage: Eukaryota; Metazoa; Arthropoda; Insecta; Coleoptera; Lampyridae.